Molecule: messenger RNA, 1146 nt
Organism: Plasmodium fragile
Lineage: Eukaryota; Apicomplexa; Aconoidasida; Haemosporida; Plasmodiidae
Exons: 1
Coding region: 1-1146 (381 amino acids)
Biological process (GO): protein modification process
Cellular component (GO): mitochondrion
Source: RefSeq, a predicted model, not a curated record
AUGAGUCGCCUCUCGCACAUCUGCGCGGUUAGCGCGAUUAGUGAGUUGUUCCGCCCGCUGGCUGCGAACGGUGAGAGGAAAAACGUGUUGUACCUUUUAAACCUAACCAAGUUGCAUGUGUACGAGCAGCUACUCUUAGAGGAGUGCCUCUAUCGAAUCAGUAGCCCCCUGAGCCAGGGCAAAAACAACGUCGGUUUUGUACUCAUCAAUGAUACAUAUUCUAAUGCGAAGGAGGGAGAAAGAGGAGGAGGACAUGGAUUCACCUCACCAGAAAACAAGUGUGUCGUUUUCGGCAUCAGUGGGAAAGUACCUCAUUUUAUAAAGGAUGUGAAUUAUAUUCGUAAAAAUAAUAUUUCACUCAUUAGAAGAUACACAGGAGGGGGCACAGUGUAUAUUAAGAACAACUGCCUUAUGUUCAGCUUAAUCCUGCCUUUACAUUUUGCAGAGGACAGACAAUUGUAUCCCUCCAAUGUGACGGAAUGGGUGUUCAACUCGUUUUAUCAUCGCGUUUUUAACAACUCUCCAUCUGGGGAGGAGGAGGACGACAAAAAAAAAAAAAAUUCCAACACCUUUUGCCAUCACGAAAAUGAUUAUGUACAUCAAAUCUACGACCAUGUGAAUGAUGAGAUGAAGAUGAAAAAAUUUGGAGGCAAUGCGCAAGCCUUUUCUAAGAAUUAUUUUGUCCACCAUACCUCCUUCCUGUGGUCAUGUGAUUAUGCUGAAAUGGAAAGAGUACUUGUUAACCCUUCCAAGCAGCCCCAAUACAGAAAUAAAAGAAAUCACAAGGAUUUUUUAACCUCCCUGGAGGAAUGCCUACCUGGUGGUGGACACACCCCAAUGGGGUUCAUUGGAAAAUUCGUCUCAAACAUACGACAGUUAAUUAAGCAACAGAACGAUAAAAAUAAUGGCUCCUAUUGGCACUUUAAUCAGAUCGACUUGGGUAUCUCUAGCGAGUCUGUAAUCGCACCCGGGUCCCACAUCUUUGACGAAGUGCUCUCGGUGGAUAUAGACAUUUGGAAAAAUCUUUUUCGUUCCUUUUGCAGCAGCGAGGAGACAAGGAAUCUUCGGUCGACGCGUUUGUUGGAUCCCCUCGGGGGGGUGAUAUCCGACGAUGCCUUUUGCGGGCCCUCCUUCAUUUUGCGAUGA